AUGCCUGUGGACCUACUAGACCGGCUUGUUAUCAUUCGUACCCUCCCCUACUCAGUCGAUGAGAUCAUCCAGAUAGUCGCUAUCAGAGCCCAGACGGAAGGCCUUAUUGUGGGAGAGGAAGCUAUGGAGCUUCUUGGGAAGGUUGGCCAUGUCACCAGUCUAAGGUACUGUCUACAGUUGUUGGCUCCAGCAGCAGUAGUAGCAGCGACAUAUGGUAGGGAGAAUAGGGUAGAGAAGAGCGACAUAGAGGAGAUUGAUGGAUUGUUCUUUGAUGCUAAGAGUAGUGCUAGGAUGCUUAUAGAGCAUAAGGAUAAGUACAUAUCAUAG
Molecule: messenger RNA, 327 nt
Organism: Perkinsus marinus ATCC 50983
Lineage: Eukaryota; Perkinsozoa; Perkinsida; Perkinsidae
Exons: 2
Coding region: 1-327 (108 amino acids)
Biological process (GO): regulation of transcription by RNA polymerase II; chromatin remodeling; box C/D snoRNP assembly
Cellular component (GO): NuA4 histone acetyltransferase complex; Swr1 complex; Ino80 complex
Molecular function (GO): DNA helicase activity
Source: RefSeq, a predicted model, not a curated record